Mercenaria mercenaria is the source of this 421-nucleotide messenger RNA. RefSeq names its product adhesion G-protein coupled receptor D1-like. Gene Ontology annotation, cellular component: membrane. The transcript is spliced from 5 exons. Bases 1 to 381 code for a protein of 126 amino acids. The record is from RefSeq and is a predicted model, not a curated record. Gene Ontology annotation, biological process: adenylate cyclase-activating G protein-coupled receptor signaling pathway; cell surface receptor signaling pathway. NCBI's taxonomy places the organism in Eukaryota, Metazoa, Mollusca, Bivalvia, Venerida, Veneridae. Gene Ontology annotation, molecular function: G protein-coupled receptor activity.
AUGGACGUUUUUAAGCUUGAGGGAUAUGGAAAUGAGAAAGUGUGCUGGCUUUCGGUAAAGACCGGACUUAUCUGGACAUUCCUCAUCCCUGUUAUGUUGGUCAUUUUGAUAAACCUCAUCAUUAUGGUGGUUGUAAUAAGAAUUAUGUGUGGAACAGCAUAUAUGUCAAAGAAAACGAGUACAGAAAAAGUCAAAUCUGGUGUUUUGAGUAUUUUUGUCAUGAUGCCCAUCAUGGGACUUACAUGGAUGUUCGGAAUAUUUUCGAUGGACGAAGAAACAGUGAUCUUCCAGUACCUAUUUGCAGUUUUCAAUAGCUUACAGGGAUUUUUCAUCUUCAUUUUUCACUGCGUCAUGAACAAAAAGGCAAGAUGUUUAUAUUAAUAUAUUACGCUUUCCUAUUUGAUUGUGCGAUGACUACUAG